AUCUGCCCAUCUUUGAAUCGGAGGAAAAAAGACACCACACUUAGUCAUGGAAGAUUCUGAAAUUCCCCAUGUAGCCAUUCUACCGAGUCCAGGAAUGGGUCACCUCAUCCCACUCGCUGAGUUGGCUAAGCGCCUUGCUCACCACUACAACUUCUCCCUAACGUUCAUCACUCUCACUAUAGGGGCCACAUCUAAAACCCAGAACUCCAUCUUGGAUACCCUUCCCAAAACCGUAAAAUCCAUAGUCAUCGACCCUCCACCUUCCGUAGAGAACAUCCCCGAAGAUGCCAAGGUGGAAACCCGAAUCUGUGCUAACUUUAAUCGUUCCAUCCAAUCCAUACGUAAUGUUUUGAAGAACCUAGCGUCGACGACGAGACUCGUUGCGAUCAUCGUCGAUCUAUUUGGAAUGGACGCACUGGAUGUUGCCGCGGAGGUUGGAGUCCCAACAUACAUCUUUUAUACCUCGACGUGCAUGGCGUUAUCUUUCACACUCCAUCUACCAACGUUGGACGCCACAUACUCGUGCGCGUACAGCGAUCUAGCUGAACCGGUGAAACUGCCCGGUUGCGUACCGUUUCAUGGAGAGAACGUUUUUGAACCGGCAUUAGACCGGUCCAACGACGCUUACACGUGGCUCCUUAAGGUAUGCAGAAGUCAUAAAAAGGCCAAGGGUAUUUUAGUGAACAGUUUUGUGGACUUGGAACCGGAAACCGUAAAUGCUUUGAGGAGAGAACCGGGAGUUCCUCCACUCUACCCGAUUGGACCGGUUGUACAGUCCAGUUCGGCAGGUGGGGGAGAUGGGCUCGACUGUUUGAGAUGGUUGGAUGAGCAGCCACGUGGCUCGGUGCUUUAUGUCUGUUUUGGGAGUGGUGGGACCCUCUCGAUGGAGCAGCUGAAUGAACUGGCCUUGGGAUUGGAGAUGAGUGGGCAACGGUUCUUAUGGGUUGCAAGAGGCCCACAUGAAAAGAAUGCAAGUGCAACGUUUUUCAGUGUCCAAAGCAAUCAAGAACCUUUGGGCUUUUUACCAAAAGGGUUCCUGUCAAGGACCAAGGGCGUGGGAUUUGUAGUCCCUUCAUGGGCCCCACAGAUCCAAGUGCUGGGCCAUGGGUCUACAGGAGGUUUCUUGUCUCACUGUGGAUGGAACUCUACACUUGAGAGUAUCGUGCACGGUGUGCCCAUGAUAGCAUGGCCACUGUAUGCUGAGCAAAAGAUGAAUGCUGUAUUGCUGGUGGAGGACCUAAAGGUGGCUUUGAGGCCCACUGCCAAGGUGGAUGGAAUAGUUGAGAAAGAGGAGAUCGCUCGUGUUGUUGAGGAUCUGAUGGCAGGAGAUGAAGGGAAGAGAUUGCGAACAAAGAUGGAAGAUCUUAAAGAUGCAAGUGCCAAGGCGUUGGCCAAAGAUGGGUCUUCGAAGAAGGCAUUGUCUGAGGUAGCCUACGAAUGGGGGUUGAUGUAGGUUAGGAGAAGGGAUCCCAAUGG
This is a messenger RNA of Magnolia sinica, 1476 nucleotides long. Its product is annotated as hydroquinone glucosyltransferase-like. Lineage: Eukaryota; Viridiplantae; Streptophyta; Magnoliopsida; Magnoliales; Magnoliaceae. The record is from RefSeq and is a predicted model, not a curated record. Bases 47 to 1453 code for a protein of 468 amino acids. Gene Ontology annotation, molecular function: UDP-glycosyltransferase activity. The transcript has a single exon.